Molecule: messenger RNA, 1707 nt
Organism: Plasmodium gonderi
Lineage: Eukaryota; Apicomplexa; Aconoidasida; Haemosporida; Plasmodiidae
Exons: 1
Coding region: 1-1707 (568 amino acids)
Biological process (GO): tRNA wobble position uridine thiolation
Cellular component (GO): cytosol
Molecular function (GO): sulfurtransferase activity; tRNA binding
Source: RefSeq, a predicted model, not a curated record
AUGAACACAAAUUAUCCUUUGUGUUACAAGUGCAAGAAGAACAACGCUAUAGUUUGGACAAGGGAAAAAUCAUGCAAAGAGUGUUUUUUACAACUGGUGGAAUAUACAUUUAAAAAUACAUUAAGGGAAAAGUGUUUAUUUAAAAACAAAGGAAAUCAUAAUUAUCAAGUUGUGCAACAGUACGAAAAAGAAAAUGAAAAACGGAAAGAUAUACAGGAAAAGAAGUGUUUUAAAAUGCUUGUUGAAGAUGAACAUGUUCACAACAUAACAAGAAAUAAUUUUAAGCAUGUAAACACAGGAAAAUAUGUGAAGGAAUCUGAAAAAAAUGGAAAAAUUAUGAUGAACACCUUGUAUGUGCAACAGGAAAAGAAAAGAACAGCUAUAGCAUUUUCAGGGGAUAUAUGCUCAUCUUUUCUUCUCUUUUCAUUUGUCAAAUAUUUAAAAAACGUGAAAAACAGAAAAAACGAUUUUUACCUAACGAAUGAAUAUUGCAUUUUUAGUGACAUAAUAUUUGUAGACAUUUUUGAAGAUGAAAAUUAUAUUUUUAAGUUGAUAAAAAGCAUACAGGAAAUUUUUCGUAUUUUAGAGGAAAAUGAUGAUUUGAAAGGAAGGAUAAAAAAAAACGAAAUGAAUGAGGAAAUGAUAAACACUGAGAAAGAAACAUUGACAAUCCAAGGUAACGAAAAAAUACAUGAUGACAUAAAUGAUGAAUCGAACCCCUCAAUAGACAACAAUAAGAUACUGUUCAUUAAUGGAGUGUUUAAAAAAAAAGUAAACAAAGUACAUUUUACAGUAUUAAAGAGCAAUUAUUUUGUGAAUGAGUGUUAUAAAAAUGAAUUUCUAGUGUACUAUGACUUAAUAAAAAAGGAAAAAAAUUAUUACUUGAACUACAUGAAUGAGCUAAUUAUAUACAACAACAUUUUAAAAUAUGGUAUAGAUGAGAAUAUUAAUUACGUUUUUUGGGGUAAUAAUGCAAAUAAUAUCUCUAAUAAGUCUUUUUUAUAUACCAUAUUUGGCAAUGGAAUAAAUUUGCCCAUAUGUACAGCGUAUAUAGAUAAUAGAUAUAAGAACAUAAAUUUUAUUAAACCAUUGAAGGAUCUGUUGAACAAAGAAAUAUAUAUCUAUUGUUAUUAUAAAAAUAUUACAUAUUUACACAACACAUUGUUUGAUAAUAAUAUUGUAUAUAGAACUAUAAACGAAAUGUUGUCUACCUUGGACUCGAAGAAUAAUACGACGUCUAUAAUUAACAAUACAAUUGGAAAUUUGGUCAAUUUGAUGAAUGUACCAAAUGUGAUAAAUGAGAUGAAUCAUUCAAAUAGGAGGAAACAUAGCCAUGAAUGUAUGGAAAUGAGUGAAGGUAAAAACGUGAAGAAUCACAACUACAGUGAUAUAAAUAUGCACGAUGCUGUAAAAACUGGCAAUAUAGGAAUUAUUCCCAAAAUAUCUCACAGUUACAAUGGUUUUGAAAAAGAUUACAAAAUGAAUUGCAUGAAGGAAUGUGUAAAUAAUUAUAAAAUAUGUUCUGCCUGUUACAUAUGCUCAGGUAAUAAGGAGACAAAGGAAGAAAAAACAUUUAUAAAAAAAUUGAAUAAAAUUCAGUUGUCAAAUUUAGAAAAAAUGAAAUAUACGAAUUUGAUUUGUUCCACAUGUUUGAGUAUAUUUUCAUCUAGUGAGAACUGUGUAAAUCUUUUCAAUGUCUUUUUUUAA